Messenger RNA from Lethenteron reissneri (Far Eastern brook lamprey), 9256 nucleotides. It is a transcript of the gene TG, whose product is annotated as thyroglobulin. Lineage: Eukaryota; Metazoa; Chordata; Hyperoartia; Petromyzontiformes; Petromyzontidae. The record is from RefSeq and is a predicted model, not a curated record.
AUGACGGGCAGUGACGUCAGCGCAGCGCCACAGGCGGCGCUGUGGCGCUGCGAGCAGCCGAGGAAGAAGAACCGGGCACACGCCGGGAGCCCCGUGGGCUGUCCGCCACCACCACCACCCUCUACCUGGUCCUUUGGAUUGGAUCCAUAUCUGCACUCGAGUACAGCGACUCGAAGACAAGCCGUGCCUCGUCCUGUGAGCUGCUGCGGCAGCAGGCGAUGGAGAACGGCCACCCUCACGUUCCCCAGUGCAGCCCCCACGGCGCGUUCAGGCCGCUGCAGUGCGACGCGGCAGGAGAGUCCGUGUUGGUGUGUGGACGCCGCCGGGGAGGAGCUGCCCGGCACCAGGAGAGCGGAGGGCCCACCUCCAUCAUGUCUGUCGUUCUGCCAGCUACAUCGGCAGAGGGUGCUCCUGAGCGGGUACCUCAACGGCACCCGCGCUCUCCACCUGCCGCAGUGCGCACAGGACGGCCGCUACCGUCCGGCGCAGGUUGACUCCUCGGGCCAGGGCUGGUGCGUGGACGCCGACGGCAUGGAGGUCUACGGCACCCGGCAGCGCGGCGCGCCUCUCAGCUGCCCCUCCCCGUGCCAGGUGAGCGUCCGUCGCGCCGUGCGGGCAUCAACACCGGGCAGCCCCCCUCCUCAGUGCGACCGCGACGAGCAGCGUGUCCUGGCCACCCAGUGCCAGCUCAUCGGAACCGCUGGCCGCUCCACGCUCAGCAUCCUUGACGCCUUCAGCAUGCACCCCGAGGCGUUCCGGUCGCUGGCGGAGUUCCGCGCGCGGCUGCCCGGCGUGCACGCGUACUGCUACUGCGCCGACCCUCAGGGACGCGAGCUGCCGGAAACAGGCAUGGAGCUGCUUCCUCUGGGCGAGGAGGACGACGCCGCGGCACUCACGGCGCUCGCUCCCUCGGUGCAGGAGGCCCCCGUCUUCCGCUUGCUCCGCCGGCGAUUCCUGGCCCUGCGGCUGCUUCUCUCUGGAUCCUUCAGAUGCCCCACCGUGUGCGAGGUGGAACGCUCGCUAGCGGACCGACUUGGCGGACGUGGGUUCGCGCCCGUGUGCUCCCAGGACGGGAGCUACGUCCCCACGCAGUGCCACGGGCCCACGUGCUGGUGUGUGGACACUCGAGGGGACGAGGUUUUCGGCAGUAGGGUCCGAGACAGCGUCCCCAAUUGCGGUUCAUCUUCGAGUCCAUGCCAACUGGAAAGGCAGCGCGCCCUCUCCCAUCUCUUCCUUGGCCCUUCCGCACCGUUCAUCGACGACCUCAUCUCUGCCCUCCCGCGUGAUGGCAGUGCCUCCUUCGCCGAGUCGCCAUCUCAGGAGAUGCAGCACGAACUGUGGCUCCACUGGAGAGCCCUGAGGGAGCAGCUGCUUGACGGUGGACUUGGCGAAAUUCUCUCGCAAGCCUCUCGCCUCUUCCCGGCGAGCGGCCAGGGCAGCCGCCUCCUCGGUGAUCUCAUGGGGGGGAUCUUCCCCACACAGGAAUUGGCCCUCACCGCAGCUGGUGCCAACCUCCAGCCGGGUCGCAUUGCAGAGAUGCUCUUCGGUGGCGGGUUUCUGAAGAACCUCAAGUUCUUCAAUUUCACCGGCGCCGUGGGUGGCCGCGGCACGUUUAACUUCAGUAAGGUGUUUGGUCAGGUGGGGCUGACCGGCAUGUACGACGGCGCAAACUUUGAGGAGCUCGCCCGGCUCUUUGCCCCCGGCGAGGACUCGUACCUCACCCGAGGCUCCUCCAACUUCUCGCGAGAAUCCUUCAACUUUGACCAGUCGAUCGACGACUCCUUCGCGCGUGCAACAAACCUGGAGCGGAACAGAAACGUCCUCGGAUUUGUCGUCACGCUCCUCGAAGACCCACGUUUCUACGGCCUCAUCAGGGACAUCGCCCCUCUCAUCGGGCUCAGCGGCGGGGACGUGGGGAUGAACGCGCUGACCUUCCUGCGCGUGGCGAGGAAGACCGACCGACGCAGAACGCCGCGGACGCCGACGACGGCCCGCGGGCGUCGCGCCCGUUCGUGGCGCGCUGCGGCGAGGACGGCGGCGCCUACGAGCCGGUGCAAGUGCCGCGGCGCGGCCUGCUGGUGCGUCGACGUGCACGGGAAGGAGAUCGCGGGAACCCGCGCGGUCGGCGGCGCGCCGCCACGGUGCCCGAGCGCGUGCGAGGGAGAGCGCACGCGAGCGCUGCUGGCACGGAGGGGCCGCCCGGUGGGGACGCCGCUGUUCGUGCCGGAGUGCGACGGCGCGGGAGACUACCGGCCCGUGCAGUGCUCCGGCGACCGCUGCUUCUGCGUGGGCGCUGGCGGAGCGGAGGUCCCCGGGACCGGGAGGCCGCUCGGCGAUCCCGUGACGUGCCCCACCUCUUGCCAGGCGGCCGCUGCCGGCGAGCUUCUGCAGCAGCUCCGUCACCUGGGCCCGGUGCUGCAGCGGCGACGCACCGAGCUCACCGCCGCCCCUCUACGUCCCGCGGUGCGACGCGCGAGGCGGGUGGCGUCCGGUGCAGUGCGACGGCGCCGGCCAGCAGAUCCGGAGUUCGUCGACGCGUGGACGAAGGACGAAGGGGACGCUUCCAAAGCCACGCUCUCCGAUCUCAGGGCGCUCCUCGCGCGAGCUCGCGGCGCCGGCGGCGGCGAGAGGACUGCGAAGCUUCCUGAGUUUCUCUACGACUCGGGCCGUCAGGACUUGUUCCCCGAACUGUCGCUUUACCCGUCGUUGCGAGGUCCGCCCGAGGUCUUAAACUUCUCCGGCUCUUUCGGCCGGUUUCUGCGAAACCCCGAGGUGGUCUGGAAGAUCCUCACCGAGAACGCGUCCUUCGUGUAUACCGGCGAUUACGCCGAGUUCAGCGGCGGCUACGGCGACUUCGAGUCGCGGCUGUGCUGGUGCGUGGACGCCGCGGGCCACGAAAUCGACGGUACCCGCACCGCCUCGCCAGGCCAGCUGCCAAAAUGUCCCGGCGCUUGCCACUUGGCGGCCGCGGACGUGAGCCGCUACCUGCAGCAGGCGGACCUGCUCAUCGGCAGCGCCGGCGCCUCGUCGGCGGGCGAGGGCAUCGCGUUUGGCCGGGGCCUCGCGUUCACGGAGGACGAGCUGCUGGGCUCGCCUCUCGGCCUCGGGGACGUGAAGGGGGAGGUGGCGGCCAUCCUCGCCGGUGGCACGGGCUACGCUGUCCGACUGGCGGCGCAGGCCGCAAUGCAUUUCCACUGGCGACGGCGCUUCUUCGGACUGGGCACCAUCGGGGAGGGCGUCUUCAACGGCUUCGACCCGUACAUGCCGCAGUGCACCGAGCCGGGCGGCUGGGAGCCGGCGCAGUGCGACAAGAGCUCCGGUUUCUGCUGGUGCGUGGACGCUGCCGGCGAGUUCGUCGCAGGCUCCCUCGUGGCCCGACCCAGGCGCCGGCCGCAGUGCGCCACACCGUGCCAGAGAGCCCGUGCCGAGGCUCUUCUCACCGGCUGGAAGAGUUUGGGCUCCGUGGAAAACGGCAGCUCCAUUGAAGUCCUCACCAAACACACACCGGCCUGCACCCCGGCGGGAGGGCAGUUCGAGGCGCGGCAGCGCGACUCGGAGUCGGGCCUGGAGCGGCGCUCGUGGUGCGUGGAUCCCGCGAGCGGACAGCAGGCGGAGCCCCUGGGCAGGGACGACCCAAGCGGAGACAUUCGCUGCCCGAGUCUGUGCGAGCUGCGGCGGCGGCAGGCCCUGCUGCGCGACGCCGGGUUGGGAUCGGUGCCCGAGUGCGAUUCCCGCGGGGAUUACGCGGCGCGGCAGUGCGCCGAGGGGACGUGCUGGUGCGCGAGCGCCGGGGGGGAGGAGAUCCCCGGCACGCGGCGGCACGCCGGGGAGCCGAGCGUCGUCUGCCACGAGCCGCGGUGCCAGCUGCCCCAAGACGAGAGGCGUGCGGGAGGGUGGGCCUUGGUGUGCGAGGAUGGGACCACCGCCGGCGGGCUGCAGCGGUGCUCGCUGGCGUGCCUGCGUGGGUUUGCGCGCACCCUGGACGGAGCCGGCCAUGGUGGUGGUGCGCCGCAAGAGUUCCAGUGUAACGCCACCAGCGGGGAGUGGAUCGGGUCAUCGCCACAGCCGGACGCUUGCCAGGAAAUCCACCCAUGGCAGGCGGUGCAGCUGAGCAUCUCCUUCACGCUGCGCUUCCCGGAGGAGAAGGUGUGCAACCCGGAAUACGAGGGCCUCCUGGAAUCAUUCAACUCCUUCCUGCUCGCAGACCUCACUGCCCGGGGAUUCUGUCACCUUGCCAAUGGCGCGCAGGUACCAGCGUCGGCCCCAGGCGGAGGCUCCGCCGCGGUGGCGGUGUGCGACGUCGCCUCCGUGCGGGUGCGAUGCCAGGACGCGCUGCGCCUCUUGGUGAACGUCACGUGGAGGAGCUCGCUCUCGAGACUGCCGGUCCAGAGCUACCCCGACCUGCACAACAUCGAGCGUGCGUUUGUUGCGCACGCCCAGCGCUUCGCGCAGCUGCUGGACAAUCGCGGCUACCGCCUGGCGCUCAACGGCCGCGACUACUCCUCCGAGGGAGCCGCCCGCUUCCGCAAGGACGAGCUCUACGACACGUCGCCCGCGUUCCGCAUGGCCUGCGAGCCGGGCUAUGUGCGCAUCGCGCAAGGAUGCGCCGCGUGUCUCCGAGGCUCGCUGUGGAGAGACGGGGUCUGCGCGCCGUGCCCCGCCGAUCAUUACCAGGACGAGCCGGGGCAGACGGCCUGCACGCCGUGCCCCGCCGACUCCGGCACCUUGACCGCCGGCGCCGCCGCCGCCUCCCAGUGCCGGACGCCGUGCGAGCGGGAGGCUCUGAGACGGGGGCAGCUGGGGGCCGGCGAGCGAGUGGAACUCUACUGUGACCCAGAGGGCCUCUACGAGGGAGAGAAGCCGACCAAGGGAGGCCACGAUGAAGUCCGCAGGAUGUUUGAGGAGGUCCCAUCGGAGGACCUGGUUCUCGGGGCGGUGGACGCAGUGGCGCUGAGAAUUCGAACGGAGACGGGGCCUGUGCAGGAGGUGGAGCCGCGCUGUUUGCAAGAGUGCCUGAAGGAAGAGCGCUGCGACUUCCUCGUCUUCUCCACCCAGGGUGACGUCAGCUCCUGCCACUUCUACAACGGCUCGCGGGAAAGCUAUCAGUGCGAGACAGCGCCGGAGGCCCCUGGGUUCCUCGGGGACCCCGACUCGAGCUGGGUGGAGCGGCUCAGUUGCCGCCCGCGAGUGUCGCUCUCUCCCGGCUCCGUCUUCACCGUCUACAGGAAGAAGGGCCACGAGCUGCCCUUGUGGGACGGCCAACUGUACCGCCCCACGGGCUUCGGGAACGCGGCGAGCGGCGCGUAUCGAACCCUGGCCCUGCCGGCCGGCACCACGACCCUGCCGGACGCGCACCUCUACUGCCGCUCGGCGUGCAGCGCGCAGGCGUGCUGCGACGGCUUCCUGCUCAAGGAGCUGCCGCUCGACAACGGUGAUGACCGCGAUUGCGUGAUUGCGGUGUCCCCAUUUAUGCUGCGGGUGGAGAGGGAGGCGCCGGGAGAUCGGAUCGGCGGCCUCUCAAGUCCCAGUGCGGUCACCAUUGCACCACGGCAACACGCCUUGAUCAACUCGGCCAAGAAGCGGCAGAGCGGGUGGCCGCGCACGGCGGAUGAGUACGGCGACGGGGAGUGCUCCGGGCUGCGCGUGCACAAGCCCAGCCGCACCUUCGGCUUCAGCCUCGGCGGCGUCCACUACAACGCCACGUUCAAAGACCUGGGAGCGUACGAGAAGGACGCCGGCCUUCCCCGAGUCGCGGCCCGGCCCUCGAGCGGUCCACUGGAGGCUGGCUUCACGUUGGACCUGCAGCGUGGCGGGGCCCUCUUCAGCCAGAUCUACCUCUGGGCAGCCGAUGUGUCGGGACGGUUCUCGACCCUGCGGCCGGAGGAGGUGACGCUGCAGCCAGAGAUGCGCGUGGCGCAGCAGAACUUCUGGCUCUUCCGGAGGGCCUUCUCACCUGCAGCAGGCCACCUCGUGUCUCCGUCGUCGCUCGACGCGUCCGCAGGGUGCCGGGGGGAUGCGCUGUGCAAGGCCGCCGUGGUGGGAGACGGCCCGGCCGGCUGGCUCGAGUGCCUCCUCUACCCGGACACGCAGAGCUGCGGCACGAGCCAGCAGCUGCUGGAACGGCCCGCGCGCGUGCCCUCCUGCGCCAGCCUGCUGCCCCGGCUCGACGGGACGCUCUACCGGAAGCGAGCUGUGCACGGCCCCGGUCCUGCUCGGAGUGCGCCCGCGUCACGGCGCGUCGUGACGUCGCCUAACCCCCGGGCUUCGCGCUCAGCGCCCUACGGCAGCCACUCUGCAGAGCGUUCCACAUUCGAGGGCACCGCCGACGUUAUAUUGCCGUCGCUCAAUCGCUCGGAAUGGCAGAUCUAUGGGUGCGGGAAGAAGAGAGACGGUGCCGAGGGGCCGGUGCGACGCCUGUACCGCCGCACGGCUUUCCGCAGCGAGAUCGGCGUCCUGCUCCGUAGCGUUGCCAACCUCACCGGCAUGGCUCUCUUUGACGGGUUCUCGCGGUGCGAGCGGACGUGCGACGAGGACCCGUGCUGCGAGGGCUUCGCCUUCCUCCGGAGCUCGCUCUCCAGUGGGGAGGCGCUGCUGCAGUGUGCGACGCACACGGGCCCUGGCGUGCAACUCUGCGGUCGCGAGUCGCCGGUGGGCGCCACGUUUGGGUGCCCCCCUCCCGGGGUGGACACGGCGAGCUCCCUGUUCGGCUGGUACAGGGCACAGGCACGUUCCAGCCCCCAGACUGCACAGCUCUGCCCUGCAGUGAGUCUUCCUCCAGCUCCGACCAAAGGCGCCGCCGACGGCUUCCACUGCCUGGACGUCUCCACGGCCGCGGUCGACCCGACCAUCUCGGCCUUUGACGUCGUCGUUCUCUUGGGGCCCGGAGCCGGGGGAUCUCCGCGAGCGGCGCCGCCGUCCGACGAGUGGUGCCUGGCAGCGUGCCAGCAGAGCCCGUGGUGUGCGUCCGUGGGGGUUCGUCACCUGGAGGACCGUACACGCUGCGUGCUGCACGCCGAGACGCUCGCCUGCAGCCACGGCGCUCGGGGGGGCCGCCACUGCCGCCUCGGCGUGCUCGAGCCGCCCGCACGACUCUACCGCAAGAAAGGGGGCGGCCAGGGCCCCAUGAGGCCGACGGUGCCGCUGGGCUCUGGGCAGCUCCAGGGGACCUCCCGCACGGUGGAGGUGGACUCCCAGGUGAAGGUGGUCGACGUCUUCCUCGGCGUCCCCUAUGCCGCGCCUCCGCUGGACGCCAACCGCUUCAGUGGCCCGCAGCCCCCGCGGCCGCUCGCCGUCAACGAGACGUGGGACGCAGACCGCUACAUGCCGGACUGUCUCCAGCCAGACGGUCAGCGAGGCACCUCCCUGUCUGAAGAUUGUCUCUACCUCAACAUCUUUGUCCCCAAGGUCAAGCCGCACAACGCCUCCGUGCUCGUGUUCUUUCCCGGAGGAGACAACUCCUUCGGGGGCUCGGCUCAGGGCCCCCUGGAUCCCUCCUACCUCGCCGCCCUGGGCGACAUUAUCGUGGUCACAGCCAACUACCGCCUCGGCCUCUUCGGCUUCCUGAGCACCGGGGACGAGGCAGCGGCCGGCAACUGGGGCCUCCUGGACCAGCAAGCCGCCCUGCGCUGGGUUCGGGACCACGCGGCGCUCUUCGGCGGCUCGGCCGGUGCCGUGACGGUCGCUGGCGACCGAAGCAGUGCGGACAACGUGGGGCUGCACCUGGUGGCCCCGGGCAGCCGAGGCCUGUUCCAGCGCGCCAUCCUCAUGGGAGGGUCCGUGCUGUCGCCAUCGGCCGUGCAGCUGGACUCUGCCGCCGCUCGCUCUCAGGCCGCGUCGCUGGCCCAGCUUGUGGGCUGCGGCCACUCCAGCAGCGAGUACCUCGUGCGCUGCCUGCGCGGCCGCUCGGCGCUCGCUCUCAACGCGGCGCAAGCGCAGCUGCUGAGCGGCGAGUACCUGCAGCGCUGGGCCGCGGUCGUCGAUGGCCACUUCCUGCGCGACAUCCCCGCGGAGGCCGCUGCCCGCGGGGCCCUGGCCGACGUGGACAUCGUCCUCGGCGCCACGGAGGACGACGGCGCCCUCGGGCGCUCGCGCCUCCCGCAGGUGUUUCCCAGGUUCACCACGAUGAGCUACAGCAGCGCCGGCUUCGACGUCGCUUUGCAGAAGGUGCUGCGCGGCGCCGGGGACAGCUCGUUUGCGCGCGACGCCGUGCGGUGGUUCUACAAGCGGGGAGACGGCGCCGACCCACCUCCCCUCGCCGCCGACGAGUCCUGGCUCCUGAGCAACGUCUCGCGGGACUACGACGUGGUCUGCCCUGCCGUGCACAUGGCGGAGAUGUGGGCCUCGCGCGGCAAAGCGAACGCCUUCCUCUACUACGUGCCGACGCCGCAGUCGUGGAACACUCUGGAGUGGGAGCCACACAGCGACACGCAGCUGGCCUUCGGGGUGCCGUUGCACCCCGAGAGGAAGGGCCGCUUCUGCGUGGCCGAGCAGCAACUCUCUCGACACUUCAUCGGGUACCUGGCCAACUUUGUGAAGUCCGGAGACCCGAGCUUCCCGAACAGACACGCGCGUGGCGCCGGCAGCCGCCUCCUUCCAGCGUGGCCCAGGUUCUCCCUCAACGAGGCCGGAGGCUUCUACAAGGAGGUGCGGGCGGGCAUGCGCAACCACAGAGGCCUCAAGAUGCGAGAGUGCUCCUUCUGGAAGGACUACGUCCAGCCUCUGAUGGCCGCCACAGGAGGAAUCGGCGAGGUGGAGCGGCAGUGGAGAGAGGACUACCACGCGUGGCGCCAGGAGGCCCUGCUCGAGUGGCGGGUCCAGAUGAGCAACUUCCGGGCAGCGGUCACGGGGAGCAUGGCGACGGAGCGACCCGCCGCUGCGCCAUACGUGUGAUCCCGCCACCGAGCGCCGUGCCACCGUGCGUCACCGCCACCACCGCCGUGAUCUAAACUAGGCGCACGAUAAGCUACUUCUAUUUUUGCAGAUAACUUUUACUCUCCGGACUUUUGAAUGUGAAAUGUAAAACAUGUUUUUAAAUGCCGGGUUGAUUGCGUAUAAUCUGCUUUUUGUUUUUCAUGGGGAGCUUCUGUUGGUGCUUACUUUUGGUUAGCGGUAGGUCCUGCGGCUAUAACUUCCCGGGCAUCCGGCGGUCAUCCCACACGCACCGAAAACGUCCCUCGCGGAGUCUCUGGCACCUCGUCUUUAAAUAAAAAAGCCUCUGUACUGUCCGUUAUGUUUGAAUAAAAAUGUUUGCAAUUCA